Lampris incognitus (smalleye Pacific opah) is the source of this 3557-nucleotide messenger RNA. RefSeq names its product Enah/Vasp-like a (gene evla). The record is from RefSeq and is a predicted model, not a curated record. Lineage: Eukaryota; Metazoa; Chordata; Actinopteri; Lampriformes; Lampridae. Gene Ontology annotation, cellular component: cytoskeleton. The transcript has 13 exons. Gene Ontology annotation, molecular function: actin binding; profilin binding; SH3 domain binding. The coding region runs from base 31 to 2055 and encodes 674 amino acids. Gene Ontology annotation, biological process: actin polymerization or depolymerization; positive regulation of actin filament polymerization; protein homotetramerization.
CAGAGUAUCUGCCAGGCGCGGGCCUCGGUGAUGGUCUAUGACGAUGCCAGCAAGAAGUGGGUGCCCAUUAAGCCAGGGCAGCAGGGCUUCAGCCGCAUCAACAUCUACCACAACACUGCCAACAACACCUUCAGAGUAGUGGGUGUCAAACUGCAGGACCAGCAGGUGGUCAUCAACUACUCCAUUGUGAAAGGCCUGAAGUACAACCAGGCCACUCCAACCUUCCACCAGUGGCGCGAUGCUCGCCAGGUCUACGGGUUGAACUUCGCCAGUAAGGAGGAGGCCACCACCUUCUCCAACGCCAUGCUAUUCGCCCUCAAUGUCCUCAGCUCACCUGACGGCGGAGGUCCAGUCGUCCAGCGCCAAAAUGGGCCUUCCUCGGAGGACAGCGAGGCCCAAAGGAGGAUGAUGGAGCAGCAUCAGAUGCAGGCGCACAAGGAAAGGGAGCGAAGAACGUCAGGAUCAGUCGUUUCCACUCUCCAAUAUAAAGUCUCCACCCCUCCCAUCCACCCUGAUACUCCUCCUGAGUACAGACAGUACAGAGCUAGUACUCUGCCGCCCUCCUAUGUCCGUGUGGCCUCCUCCUCCCCCCCUUCCUCUGCCACCUCCUCCCCCUCUCAGGAGAGAGAGGCUGGGGCUGCUAGGGACAAGGCUCAGCUCUCUUCCCAGCUUUCCACCUCCCUAGCCUCGGCUUUCUCCCCAGUCCAGACUGGAGUGACAACCCAGGGCCGACAGGUCCGUCAGAUACCCCUGUCCCCUCCCACCACUGCCCGCCACCUUCACCAUCAACAUCAGCAUCAACAUCAACAACAACAACACCAACAUGACAUUGUGCUGCCCCCUAAACAUGGCACCUGGUCUGCCUCCCAUAUGGCCCACAUGUAUGGCCAGAUGCCCCCGUCCUCUUCUCCCCCAGUUAUGAUGGCCAUGCCCGUGAAGCAGGGCUUGCCUCCACAGCCUGUCCUCCCCGUGGCUCUCCCGCUUCCACCCCUGAACUCUAGGGUAAAGCCUCCUCCCCUAGACCCAAGCAUUGCCACAGCCCCUCAUCAUUAUCCCCAGAACCAGCCCCACCCUCAAACCAAUGGCCAGACAGAAGACUACUACUCCCCUCAUUCCUACCACCUGCCAAUGACCCCACAGUACUGUGAGGCCAUCCCCCUGCCUCCUCUGAUAGGUCAAAUGGCCCCAGGUCCUGCCCCCAGCCAGCCUCAGGUCCCAUCCACCUUCCACCCUCAGCAGCAGCAGCAGCCGCAUCAACACCAGGUGUACCAGCAACAAGCCCCGCCCCCCUCCUCCUCCUCCUCCUCCUCACCCCCCUCUUACACUGCCGUGUCUGAUGGGGGCUCACCCAAGAAGACCCCUUCCCCUGUCCCUCAGCAGGGCCACAUGGCCAACAGCAGUCCCCCUGUCUCUGCAGGUCACCCGUCCUCAAUGCUUUCCGUGGCCCCCGCACAGGUCCCAGCCCCGGCACCUAUGGCUGGGCCUCCAGCACCGCCACCUCCACCAGGACCCCCACCCCCGAUUGCAGUCCCCCCACCUGUGCCCCCUCCACUCCCCACUGGUGGUGGGUCUCCGGGUGGGCCUCCCGGGAUUCAGCAACAGCCCUCAGGACUGGCUGCUGCAUUGGCUGGAGCCAAACUCCGCAAAGUACAGAGGGAUGAGAGUAGUCCUCCCGGGUCUUCCAAGAGUGACUCCAACCGGUCCAGCGGUGGCAGUGGUGGUGGUGGAGAGGGACUGAUGCAGGAGAUGAAUGCUUUGCUGGCUCGCAGACGGAAAGCCUCGGAGAAACCUGACGAGGAUGACUCCAGUGGUCGGGGGCCAGGCCAGCAGAACUCCACAGAUGCUGUGAAGAAGCCAUGGGAACGAUCUAACUCGGCAGAAAAGUCCUCACUGGUCUCAAGAGUCAGACCAAUUGGAAGCUCCAGUGAGGCGGAUACAGAAUUUGACAGAAUGAAGCAGGAAAUCCUAGAUGAAGUUGUACGUGAAUUGCAUAAAGUGAAAGAUGAGAUCAUUAAUGCCAUUAGACAAGAAAUUGGAAGAAUCAGUACGUCCUAAUCUCAUCCGAGCAACAAUAGGAGGAGUAGAGCAAAGGGAGGAACUGGAAGAGGAUGGACAUGCAGAUGCACAGACAUGAGGACCCAGGAAUGUUCUCUCAACAUUUCUGUCACCUCUCAUGAAUACACUGCCUUCGAUGCAAAGUUGCAGAAAUGUUGUGCCAACAUUUUGAGUCUGCUGGACAGCAAAACGAAAGGAAGAAUACAAAAGGACAGUUGUAAUGAAGGAAAAAGAACAGAAAAAGAAAGAAGAGAAAAGGGAAGAAGGAGAGAGAAAUGAAGAAGAAGACACGGAUUAACUGGACCGAGCAUGUAAAGUAUGGACAUGGACAAAACUAUGAAUAUUGUGAUGGAUGGACGCUCUUGCUGAGUUUGGUGUUGUGGUCCUCUCUGUGCACCUAUAGACUCAGUCAGCCCGGUGUUGCAACUCUUUGUUCUCUGUUCAGUUCAAGUCUUAAAAAGAUUAAGAAAAUAUUUUCGUUUUCUAAGUUUUUACUGUUUUAUUAUUUAAAAACUGGUGAUAAUGAUGCUAUUGACGACAGUGAUUAUUUUAUUAAUAUUACGGAAGGAGAAAGGAAACUUGCACACCAUUUAUGUCAGCCUUUUAUAUUUUCUAUUGUUAUUUUCGUUUGGUUUAAUCCCCUGAUAUUUUAAUGAUUACAAGCACAAUAAGGGCAAAUGUGGUGCUGCAGACUCGCCUGCCAUUAAAUGGGUUAUUCGAGAAAAAAAAAAGAAAAAAAAGGCUUUUCAUGGCCUUGUUCAUGCAGGUGUUGUGCAUUUAACUUUUUUUUUCCUGCUGAAAUGUCUGGACAUAUUGCUUAUUUCAAUGAUCAGAUGAGGAUUAGCUACAUGAGGUACCCCUUUCCUCCUCCUCCGAGGCACAGUAUAUGACUACAGAGCAGUUGAAGACCAAUCAAACGAAUAAUACAAAAGGCGUGCUUUACAACUCCAGUGUGAUUGAGGCAACCCUCUCUACCCAUCCAGAUGUAUCAGAAGACACGAGUCCUUGGGGAUCAUUCACAAAACAGGUCCAUAACUGUAAAUGUGCCACCUUUUUUUUUUUUUUGCCUAGAUAUAAAACAGUGUAGUUAUAACCAUUAGUCAUCCUAUGCUUUGUGAACCUCCCAAGUAUGCAUGAAACCCUCUCUCUAUAAAUUAGUUUUCCAUUCGGUUUAUAAAAAAAAAAACACGAGGAAAAAAGUAUAAUAAACGGUGGUACGUUUACCAUAGUGGUUUGUUUCCAUGAAGCCCCCCCUCCCAAUAUGAGCAGGUUGAACGCGAAAAUGGUAAUCUAUGUGAAAAAUAUAAUGGGUUGCUCUUGCAACAUGCGAAUCUUACAUGUGCAGGAAGAUUUUGGUAUGUGAUGAUAGCUGGCUAAAUGUUUCUUUACAGGGAGGAUUUGGUUGAAUAUUGGUUGUUAUAUUCUAUCAGCUUGCAACUACGUUCUGAUUUAAAAGCUGGAAGUGCAUUCACUCAAACAAAGAACAAUAUACCUGUCAAUCA